Molecule: messenger RNA, 5767 nt
Organism: Ceratina calcarata
Lineage: Eukaryota; Metazoa; Arthropoda; Insecta; Hymenoptera; Apidae
Gene: Dab
Product: DAB adaptor protein
Exons: 7
Cellular component (GO): cytoplasm
Source: RefSeq, a predicted model, not a curated record
GUGGGAGCGACCGAGAGAGAGACACCGGGACAGCUGCGCGAGCGAGCGGGACCAGACGAGGGAAAAAGAAAGUGACGGGAAGGAGAGUCGCGGAAACAGAGGGAGAAAGUAGACGUGUGACGACAUGUGUCUGUGUUGAGAAAUUUCGUGUCCGCGAUAGUACGGCGGCCGAGGGGUGCGCCGAGAGGGAAGAUCGGUAACAUUCUCCUCUCCUACGUCCGAUACUCUCUCGUCGCCUACACGGGACUAUCGAUGCAGACCUUACGGAAGAAAAACAGUCCGUGCAAGUUUAAGAACGCACCAACCCGGUUCCUUGGGGAGGGUGUAUCGUUCAAGGCGAAGCUGAUCGGUAUAUUGGAAGUGGCGGAAGCUCGCGGGGACCGGAUGUGUCAACUAGCGUUAGCGGAUCUGAAGAUGGCGAUUCGCGCUGCCGGAGAACAUAAACAACGAAUCGCCGUCCAGGUCAGCAUCGAUGGAUUACGCUUGCGGGACGAGAAGUCUGGGGAUUGUUUGUAUCACCACCCUGUACAUAAGAUAUCGUUCAUCGCGCAGGACAUGAGCGAUACGAGAGCGUUUGGAUAUAUUUUUGGAUCACCGAACACUGGUCAUCGGUUCUUUGGUAUCAAGACGGACAAAGCGGCGAGCCAAGUCGUCAUUGCGAUGCGAGAUUUGUUUCAAGUGGUGUUCGAAUUGAAGAAAAAGGAGAUCGAGCUGACGAAACAACAAUUGGAACAGAACGCCUUAAACGCUAUUAAGUUUCAUAGUAACUUCAUACCGACUCGUAUCUUCGUCGAACCAACCCCCGAUACUAAAGGCGCGGCCGGAUCGGAGAUUCUCGACGGUAGAGGAAAUACCAACGCGGAAUUAAUGAAAGCGUUGAAGGCGACUGAUAAACGGAACGACUCUCAAAGCGGCGUUAUUGCAGAUUUAUUAGAUUUGCAAUUCGAAUUGAAUUCGCUACAGCAAGGAAUUCAUCACAUGGACAAGAUCAACCCUGAGAACGCACCCCCUUCUGCCGACGGCCUCUUCGAAACCGAUCCGUUCGGCGAUUCCUUUGCAAACAUGAAGGUACGAAUUUUCAAAUUCUUUUAGAAAUGCCAAACGAAAAUUAGCAAAUUUUUAUGCGAAAUAAUGAAUUUAAGGCAGAUUGGGAAUUUUAUUAAAUCGUAUCGUAAAAAUCCAGCUACUACUUCCACGAGCAAGACUCCACCACUGUCGAGUUCGAUUCAGUGGUUCGACAAGGAAGCAGAGAAUCUCUUCAGCGACAGUGAACUUUCGAGCUCGGCCAAGAAUACACCGGUCAAGAAAGAAGCUGAAGAGACGCAAGCUAAAAGCCCACAGAUAGACGUUUUCACGGAACUGGACCCAUUAGGAACCGGCUUAAUAAAGCCAUACGUAGACAAGAAAGACUUCUUCCAGCACCUGAAGAACCCACCUAAGAAAGUAUUAAAGGAUUUAGUGUCCACCAGCUCGGACACCUUCCAAACGAAUUUCGACGUCCUUUCAGAGCCUCUGGAACCAGGAACAGCUCGAAGCGAGCCGUCGUCGAAGGAGACUCAGUUCGACGAUGGUAACUUCGCGAACUUCGACAAGUUCGACGAGAACGAAGCAGUGCAAACAGUCUUCACACGUUCUGACUCUUCAAAAAGAACUGAUACUUCGACUAGAGCUGCUCAUCAUCAACCACUUUCAGUCUCUCUGCCUCCUGAAGACUCUGCUACUUCUACUCCAACUUCUAGCAGCGUUCCACCAGUGAGCAAGACAGAGAAAGAUUCUACAGAGCCUGUACAAGGCCCAGUGAAACUGCCCAGUCCCAUAAAAUCGACACGGAAGAAGGAAUUGGAAAUCGACUUACCCAAGUCUAUCGACAAAUCUUUUCCAGUCGAUUUUUCCACAGCCAACGAGUCACCGGUUUCUCCACACAAAUGCUGUUCUCCGGAAAUUAUGUGCGUGUGCCGGUCGGUCGCGGCUGAGUUUGACCCGGUGCCCGAACGACCACCACGAGGAGCUUCCAAUAUCUUGAUCAACCCACCGCCGCUGCCACCGAAGAAGCAAGGUCACAGAGGCGCCCUGAAACCGCCACCGAGGCCACCUCAUACGGACACUUAUUUCCACUACGACUUCCCGGAGAGAGAAAACGGGAAGGAGAGAAAUAAGAGUCCACCCAAGGAAGUGAAGAGUCAGUUCGACGACAAUUUCAGUCCGCCUCUUCAGAUGACCGACAAAUCGGAUUUGAUUGUGACGAUGACGACCACAGCAUCCGCAUUUGAGGACUCGUUCAGUUCUAUAAUGCCGACGGCGAAUAUAUCCACGUUCUUCACGUCGACCAGCACGCCGACCGGGCAGAAGAAACCGAAGCCUUCGUUGGACAUCACGUUGAGCCAACUGACCUCUGCAAACUUAAACGAACUGGCUAACAGUUUGGGAAUCACUGUACAAGAGUUGACGAGCUUGACGCUUCAGCAGUUGACCGAAUGUCUGGCUAAGCUUGCGAGCAAGGAAGUUCCCCCGAGCGACACUGAAGAAAUGGACCGAGAACAAAAGGUACAAGGUCAAACGAAGACUACCAACGACUUCCAACCAUUCUCCACGAUGAACGAACAGGAGAGCAGGCAGGAAGUUACUUACGACAAGUACGCUGUUUUCCGAGAACUUUUAGAACUGGAGCAGAUGGAGAGGAACGAAGAGAGUACACCGAAGGAUUCCAUCGAGGAGGAAACGUCUUCGGUGUCGAAAGAGGAAUUCGAGAUGGCUACGCAACAGCAAGAAUCCGGCGACGAGAGCAAGUCAGAAACUUUGGCUUCUUUAGUGAAUUUAACUGUGAAUCUCCCUCCCAGCAAUGAAGAUCUGACCAAAGAAGAAUCGACGGAGAGACCUGAAGAAACGAGUGUAUCUUCUUCGAUAUUCGAAAAGACACAAUUAACGGAAUCAGAAAGUAAAUCGGAGCUGGUAGAACCAAACAAAAUGGAGUCCGAAGCAACGACUGAUAUCCCAAUAAAGAGAACAACCGAAGAAGCUGAAACGGAGUCCGAAAAAAGAGCGAUAGAAAUCGAGGACAAAACAGAGGAUACCGAAUCGACUGAGAAACCUAGUGACUCCAACGAAGACUCUGAUAAAACGAUACAAGAAACUACUUCUGAGGAGACCAGUGCGCCUUCGACGGUAGAGAAGACACCUUCCGUAUCGACGUCCAGCGACAGGUACGCUGCUCUGCGCGAGAUAAUCGGCGAGCCAGAACCUCCGAAACAAGCCGAAGAGGAGAGUUCCAGUUCCAGGAUGUCUCCCAUAAUCCAACCGCCUCAAACAAAGACUUUAGUGGAAGUGGAGCUAUUAAAUUUGUUCUCUGACACGCCUCCAUCUUCUAGUCCAAAGAAGACUAAGAAAGAGGAAGAAACGAAGAGCAUGGGUUUAGAUAUUUUCGAGGAGAUCGAGAGACUCAGCAGUGGCAGUCAUUCGACGAAGAAGACUAAAUCUCUGAUUCCAGAGGACAUAUUUUGCCCGUUCACGGAAUUGAAACCGGACGACGGGAAGGACGAUGGGAAUUGGGCGAAGUUCGACACGGGAUUAUUCGUUACUGACAGGCCAGGCGAGGAUCCACACUCGAUCAGCGGCACGUCGCCUUGGUCCCCCGACGGGAAGGAGUUCCACAAGGAGGGAGCGUUCAAAGGAGGGUAUCGACAAUCAGGUGGCGACAGUGACAACGAAUGGAAAGACGAGGAAGAGAGCGAAGAGAGUAACGGUAGGAUACGAGACGGUAGAUUUUGGUGCAGUCGUCAUUCCCGGUUCGACGUUCCCUUCGACGAGAGAGGAUUUUACGAAGAGGCCGGAGGUUCCGCUGGUAAAAGAGACAGAAGCUUCCGUCAUAGAAUGAUGGAGAAACCUCGGGACGCGGCGUGGAUCAAGAAUCCUGAUCACAGACCGAGAGACCCUUCGCCGUGGCACGAAGAGAGUCAAUGGGAACAAGAACCGAAACGCUAUCCUCACAGAAAGAUGCCGUAUAAAGACGAAGAGGAAUAUGAGGCUCAUUGGAAGUGCAGACCGAAGCCGCAACGUUGGAACUGGUCGCACGAGCACAGACCGUUUUACGACGAAGAGAGGAAGAGGAAAAUGAUGUUAUGGAAAGAGGACAGAUUCGGUAGCCAAGAGAGCAUGGGUUAUGAGGACGAAGACAGGAUGAGGUCCAGGAGGAAAUGCGAGCGAAGAAGAUGGGAAGAGGACGCCAGAUUCUGGAGCAGGAGGACGGCAGGUUUCCCGGAAUCUGACUAUCCCAGUAGGGAGAGUUAUUAUUAUUAUAGAGAAGGCAGAGAACGACCGCACGAUUAUCCACCUCCGGGUUGGGACGAGGAGUAUGGCUCGGAUCGACCGACGGACGACUCCCCCAGGUACAAUCAACCUAGUAGGAAGAGGCACUGGCCGAAAAGGCCCAACAGUGCCAACGAGGGACGGAACGUUGAAAUAGGUUACACCGAGUCACGAAGCAAAUUCGGUACGUCCAGGUCUGAGUGCAGCGACAACGACUCUGAUCCUUACCCACGUUCGUCGCAGCGGUCCAGAAGUCGCGAGAGCUAUUGGAGCAGCGACCAAGAAUACGACAGCUGGGUGGAGAGGCCUUAUUGGUCCGAGGGACCAGACGCGAAGAGCGAGAGUCUGCAUCAGAAGAGGAUGCCUAGGAAAGCUCGUCAGCCUCACGCCAAGACGCAGAGCCCUUUCGAAGACGACUUUGCACAGAGCGUGGAACACGUCGACCCUUCGGCCGUGGAACCGAUAGCUGCGGAACCGCGGGUUCGUUCGGAGGGCGGUGAACAGAAGCCACCUCAGAGUCCCUCGUUCGCGACGAGGUACCCCAAAGGGUCCAGGGGCACGUCGAGGGCGAUGCCCACGGAGGAAAUUUAUGGUAAGAGGUCCAGUUACUUCGAGGACGACUUGACGCCUUCUGCCAGUGGCUUGAGCGACACGUCGGACCGGCAGAGGUUAUCGUGGGAGUUGAAGGCGACGCCUGAAGAGCUUCCUAGCGAUACCAAGGAAGCGCAUCAGCCGACGGACAGCUUCGCGUCCGAGGACAACGGCCGGGACUCGUUUUUUAAUGGCGACCUGAGAUACGACGACGACGACGCGUUCGCGUUCAAAUCGGAACUAGAAGACAACGUCUCAGAGCACCGAGCUACCACGUUGCCGUUGAAGAAUCACGGCAGACAGGGCAAAUACUCUGCCGGGAGUAAUAACAAUAAUAACAAUAAAUCCAGGAGCGAUCAGUACAUCAGGAAGUCCGAGUCGGUGAACAUAUUCGUAAGGGAGAACGAUCCGUUCGACGACGACGAUUUCUUUAACUGAUGCGUCGCGCGGAGAGUGUUCAACGUGCAUGGUGCUGGACGUUCCGGUGGUGGUGGUGGUGGUGGUGGUAAUGGCGGUGGCAUCAUGCGUCGGGUUUCCUUUCGUUGAACUGGUGCUGGCAGUGUCGUGGCGUUUACUUUCUUCUGUCCAUGAACGCCGCGACCGGCUUCGACGCUCUCUCAUUAAUCGACCGGGAGACUAUUUCUGUGUAGCCCUCGAAUUCUAAGUGCUGGCACGAUGGCGGAGGCGAUGAGUAUUGGCCAAAGUCAUGAGAGACAGGACGAUGUAACUGUUUUACAUCAGGCAGAAUGUCUCAAUCUUGUACAACCUUCGAGGUGAAUAGUUUAUUUAUCGACCCGAUUUAUAUAUAAUAUGUUUUAUUCUAAUUAUUUAGUCUAAAAAGAGCCGCCUUAACACUAGAUUGCCCAAGGAAGUU